This is a messenger RNA of Cuculus canorus (common cuckoo), 1561 nucleotides long. It is a transcript of the gene POLR1E, whose product is annotated as RNA polymerase I subunit E. The record is from RefSeq and is a predicted model, not a curated record. The transcript is spliced from 12 exons. Lineage: Eukaryota; Metazoa; Chordata; Aves; Cuculiformes; Cuculidae. Gene Ontology annotation, cellular component: RNA polymerase I complex. The coding region runs from base 91 to 1347 and encodes 418 amino acids. Gene Ontology annotation, molecular function: DNA binding. Gene Ontology annotation, biological process: nucleolar large rRNA transcription by RNA polymerase I; transcription elongation by RNA polymerase I; RNA polymerase I preinitiation complex assembly.
CGGGCGCCGGAAGUGACGUAAAAUCGGCGCCGCGGCCACUCGUUGUGGGGAACGUGAAGACUUCUAGGGAGCGGCGUCGCCUCUCGCGCCAUGGCCGACACUGCCGGAGCCGUUGCCGUCUGGCGGUACCGUGGCGACCCUGAGGCUGGGCAGCCGGCGACGAUGGUGCAGUUCUCCAACGGCAGGCUGCAGCGCUCCGACUCUAUGCAGUUCACCAUCUACCGGCACAAAGAUACAGCUCAUCCCCGAAGGAAGCACCAGAGGAUCCUGGUCUCUGAAACUGACAGGCUUUCAUAUGUGGGCAAUAACUUCAGUAGCGGAGUUACGAAGGGCAACUCCCUGUGCAGGUAUUUUGUUGGUGUGUUAGACAAAGACUCUGGGCAGCUUGAUGUCUACAACGCUGAAAUAUUCAACAUGCAGCCCUUGCUGUCAGAUAACUUAAUACCUGAUGACACAAAGGAUUACCAGACUAAAUCCUACAGAGAGAAGAUGGACUUGUGUAUUGAGGCCUUUGGUACCAGCAAGCAGAAGCGAGCUCUCAGCUCUCGGCGAAUGAACGCAGUGGGCAAUGAUAUUCUCAGUACCGCUGUGACAAAAGCAGCAGCAAACAUUAUAGAUGCAAAGGGAGUAACAGCUUUGAUCCAGGACGUGGCCCAAGAUGAUGAACAGAACAUCUCCAUCUUCCUCCCUCCGUGUAAUGAAGAUGCUGACAAACCAGCAGAUGUUUACAAGUUUGAGGACAUUUUGUCCCCAGCAGAGUAUGAAGCGCUGCAGGUUCCAGCAGCAGUCUUUGUUAACAUCACACCAGAAGAAAUUGCCAAGAAAACAGAAGAUAAAAGCCAUUGCUCGUUUGUUUUAGAGGAGCUGAAGUUCCUGCCUGCUGAUGAGAAGAGCCGAGAUCACAAAGCCCGAUGUCUCUGGUUCCUGGAUACCCUUAUUAAGUUCAGCUACCUGAAAGUGAUCAAGAAGAAGCAUCCAAUGGGUCCUGAAUGCCCACACAUUAUUAGCAGGAAACUCAUGAAGAAUUUCACAUCACUGACCUACAACAAUGGCAGCAUCCAGAAUGUAAUCUCUGCAUCCAUGAAGGCUAAAAUCACAGCAUACGUCAUUGCAUUGGCUCUGCACAUUAACAACUUUCAGACAGACCUCACUGUCCUGCAGAAUGACCUGAAGCUCCAGGAAAGUAGGAUGAUGGACAUUGCAAGGGCCAUGCGGCUGAAGGUUUCCAAGGCAAAGGGGCUGCCGGGACUUGAGAAUGAUCAAAACCACAAGUUGGGCACCCUGUCUCUUCCCUUGCCUGUGCAGAAGGCAUCAGGGAGCCAACGGAAGCGCAAGAAAAUGAAUUAGAAUGUCUGGGAAGUCUGAGAAGGGCAGAAUGUUUCCUUUCUCAACAGCUGUUGUGCUCACAGAUAGUCAUGGGGAUGCAUUUGGCUGCCCAGCAUCAACCACCCUGCUGAAGCGCUGUCGUGAGGCUGGACUGGAACAAACAUUCGCCUCAUUAAACUGCUGCUUUUUUCUAUUUAUGUAGAAAAAGCUGUAAUAAAACUUCUGUCUUUUUUUC